This is a messenger RNA of Nematocida minor, 321 nucleotides long. RefSeq lists its product as uncharacterized. The record is from RefSeq and is a predicted model, not a curated record. The transcript has a single exon. Lineage: Eukaryota; Fungi; Microsporidia. Bases 1 to 321 code for a protein of 106 amino acids.
AUGCCCAGCCAAGUAAAAACGAUACAAUGGACUAAAACCAAAAUCUUCUUCACGGUAUUUGCGUUUAUAUUUUCCAUUGCAGUCAUAUUCCUCAGCUUUCUUCCCAUAAUAACCUCCAGCAUAUCCCUUCACAACACCUUUACCAUUCUUGUGGGCCUGAUCCACGGAAUGAGAAUGAUAGAGUUUAUAUUUAUAUUAACCAACGGCCAGUGGGCUGUGUGGCUCUUCACCACGUACAUGCUCAACGUGCUUGCAUUCUAUGCCUUCAACUACAAUGAUAUAGAAAGUUACAUCGAUAGCAUGCACCCUGUAGAGCAAUAG